Macrosteles quadrilineatus (aster leafhopper) is the source of this 4430-nucleotide messenger RNA. Its product is annotated as ubiquitin carboxyl-terminal hydrolase 7-like. Gene Ontology annotation, cellular component: cytosol; nucleus. Lineage: Eukaryota; Metazoa; Arthropoda; Insecta; Hemiptera; Cicadellidae. Gene Ontology annotation, molecular function: cysteine-type endopeptidase activity; cysteine-type deubiquitinase activity; protein binding. The transcript has 25 exons. Gene Ontology annotation, biological process: protein deubiquitination; regulation of protein stability. Bases 331 to 3663 code for a protein of 1110 amino acids. The record is from RefSeq and is a predicted model, not a curated record.
ACACAGCGCCUGCGCAAAUCCACGAAGUUAACCCGUCAGCCAUUUUGUUUAUUUUCAUGUGAAUUUACAUUGUGACUUUUGACAAAUUCUGUAGUUGUAAUUAAGAUUCGUGGGCUUAUUACUUACUAGAAAUAUAUAUGGUUGCGUUGUUUCCCCUGGAAACAGGGGGUGAAGAAAUCUGCAGACAUUGGGCGCAUCGCAAGUAAACCCGUCAAACUUGCCGUGUCGGGUAAAAAUCACAGUUCUGAGGAUCGUGUGGCCGCUAGCAUUAAAAAACUUAAAAUUCAUAAUAAUUCUACUAAAAAUAACCAAAUUCUAUCGAACGAUAAUAUGAACCACGUUAUUGAUGCAGUCAAUCAAAACAACGAUGUUGAAGAAAUGGAUACCCAUGAAGUUGAAAAUGAUGCUCCCAAUGACACUAGCGGACUAAUGGACAGCCAAACAAUUAACGGAGAAGUCACAGAACAAACCAUUCAAGACGCAGACAUGGAAGAAGACGAGGCCAGGUCAGAAGCUACUUUCCGCUUCAUUGUUGAGAACUUCAGCAAGUUGAAGGAGUCGCAACUGUCGCCAGCCUGCUACGUCCGUAACCUACCAUGGAAGAUCAUGGUGAUGCCCAGGAUAUCUCCGAUGCAGGAUCGUCAACAGCAGCGGAGUCUUGGAUUCUUUCUGCAGUGUAAUGGAGAAUCGGAAAGUUCAACAUGGAGCUGUUAUGCCAACGCAGAGUUGCGACUGAUUGCACAGCGUGAGGGCGAAGGCAUACAGACCUUCAGUCGAAAAAUCCAACAUCUGUUUUACUGCAAGGAGAAUGACUGGGGAUUCAGCCACUUUCUUGCCUGGAAUGAUGUCCUUGACCCAGAGAAAGGAUACAUCAAAGAUGACACUAUCAUCCUUGAGGUGCACGUAGCUGCCGACGCUCCUCACGGUGUCAGUUGGGACUCCAAGAAACACACAGGUUACGUCGGUCUGAAGAACCAAGGGGCAACAUGUUACAUGAAUUCUCUCCUGCAAACACUCUAUUUCACCAACCAGCUGCGGAAGGCUGUCUACAAGAUGCCCACAGAAAGUGAUGACUCAAGCAAGUCCGUGGCGCUGGCGUUACAACGGGUCUUUCACGAGUUACAGUUCUGCGACAAACCAGUCGGAACCAAGAAACUGACAAAGAGCUUCGGCUGGGAAACGCUCGACUCAUUCAUGCAACACGACGUGCAGGAGUUUUUACGAGUUUUGCUCGAUAAACUGGAAAGCAAAAUGAAAGGGACAUGCGUUGAGGGAACUGUUCCCAAAUUGUUCGAGGGUAAAAUGGUGUCUUUCAUCAAAUGCAAAAACAUUGACUACAAUUCCACCAGGGUUGAAACAUUUUACGACAUUCAACUCAACAUUAAGGGGAAGAAAAAUAUUGCCGAGUCAUUCAGUGACUACGUCAAGGCGGAGGUGUUGGACGGAGACAACAAGUAUGAUGCAGGAGAGCACGGAUUGCAGGACGCAGAGAAGGGAGUGAUAUUUGCUUCAUUCCCUCCCGUGCUGCAUCUGCACCUCAUGAGGUUCCAGUACGACCCCGUCACCGACUGCUCCGUCAAGUUCAAUGACAGGUUUGAGUUUCAAGAUAAGAUCAACCUGAGUGGCUACCUGCAGGCGCCAGAAACCACUCCGGCUGACUAUACUCUCCAUGCGGUGUUGGUCCACAGUGGCGACAAUCACGGUGGUCACUACGUUGUCUUCAUCAACCCCCGCGGUGACGGCAAGUGGUGCAAGUUUGACGAUGACGUGGUGUCACGCUGCUCCAAACAGGAGGCGAUCGACCACAACUACGGUGGGCAGGACGACGAUCUGAACAUGACGGUGAAACACUGUACCAAUGCUUACAUGCUGGUCUACAUACGGGACUCUGAACUGCACAAUGUACUACAGGAGGUUACCGAGACGGACAUACCUGAGGAGCUGUUUACGAGGCUGCAGGAGGAGAAGAAGCUAGAACAGAUGAGGAGGAAGGAGAGGAACGAAGCCCAUCUUUACAUGACUGUUCAAGUCUUACUUGAGGACAGUUUCUGUGGUCACCAAGGCAACGAUCUGUUUGACCCAGACAGAGUCACUUACAAGGUGUUCCGGGUGAAGAAGACAUCUACUCUUCAAGAGCUCAUGGAUCACUUUGCUGAUGCCUUCAAAUACUCCGUAGAGCAGUUGCGGAUAUGGCCGUUUGGCGUCAGGUCAAACCAGACAUGCCGACCAACGCCACUCGACCUCGAGGCUGACCUCCACAAGAAUGUACAGGAUGUCUCAGAGAGUCAGAACCCGUGGAACGUGUUUCUGGAGUGUGUCUCUCCGGACUCUGGACUCUCAGCACUCCCGGCCUUCGACAAGGAUUCAGACGUUCUGUUGUUCUUCAAGAUGUACGACCCAAAGGCCAAGAGGAUCUACUACUGCGGACAUCACUACAUGCCUGUCAUCUCUAAAGUCCAGGAACUAAUCCCGAUGCUGAACGAAAGAGCUGGCUUUCCGCCUGACACGGAACUUUUGUUGUUUGAAGAGAUUAAACCAAAUCUUGUGGAAAGGAUAUCAAAUUAUAACGAACCUUUAGAAAAGGUGUUAGAGGAACUCAUGGACGGUGAUAUCAUAGUUUUCCAAAAGAAGCCGAGAGAAACUCGAAGACAUCCGAAUGCAACAGAGCCAGAAGUCUCUACGUGUAGGGAGUACUUCAGAGACCUGUUCUACCGAGUGGAAGUGACAUUCUGUGAUAAGAUGAUCCCCAAUGACCCCGGGUUUACAAUGGAGCUGUCGAUGAGGAUGAACUAUGAGCAGCUGGUGACGGCCGUUGCACAACGGGUGGGCACUGAUCCCAGUCGACUGCAGUUCUUCAAGACGCAGACGUAUAAGGACGGCCCUGGCAACGCCCUGAGGUGUAACUUUGAAGGGACACUAAAGGAUUUGCUUGUGUACUCCAAGCCUAAAGGAGUCAAGAAAAUCUACUACCAACAGCUUUCAAUACCUGUCUUUGAGUUUGAGAACAAGAGGACGUUUAAGUGUUUCUGGGUUGGACCCAAGAUGAAGGAAGAGAAGGAAUUGACGCUCUACCCGAACAAGAACGCCACUGUCGCGGAAUUGCUCGAGGAAGCCAAGAAAACGGUCGAACUGUCUCCAGAGACUGGCUCAGGCAAGCUUAGGUUAGUGGAAAUAAACGGAAACAAAAUCAGCCUGGGACCCAAAGAAGACAUGUUAUUAGAAACGUUACUAGUACCUCAAAAUACAUCCAAAGUUUAUAGGAUAGAGGAGAUCCCCAAGGAGGAGGUAGAGAUAGGGGAAGACGAGGCACUCAUCCCUGUGGCUCACUUCUACAAGGACGUGUUCUCCACCUUCGGCAUCCCCUUCCUGAUCAAGGUCAAACAGGGUGAACCUUUUUCAGAAGUCAAGGAUAGAAUUGCCAAAAAAUUAGGGAUUCAAGAUAAGGAAUUUGAAAAGUUCAAGUUUGCUAUCGUGUCGCUGGGACGACCACAGUUUAUCAAUGAUGAUCACGAAAGUUUCUGCAUCAAUCUACAAGACUUCAGGCCACACUACAACCAAGGUGGGACGCAGUCCAAACCCUGGCUCGGCUUGGAACACAUCAACAAAGCACCUAAACGCUCCAGAUUCAAUUACCUAGAAAAGGCUAUUAAGAUCUACAAUUGAAGCUACAGAUAUUUUAUUUAUUUCAAUAAAUUAUUAAUUUCUGAUUCUAUAUCUCCUUGUAAUCUGUUGAGGCCUAAGACUUAGUCUUGAUCAAACGUAAGAGUCCAGUUGGUAAAGUUGCAGAUGUAAUAUUUAUUGUUUUUAUCACUGUAAAUCUUUAAACAUACUAUUGUGUUGAAUUAUUUAUCUUAUAGAUCGUUUACUACAGGUUUUAUAUUAAUUAAUGAAUUUAAAAAUAAAUAUUGUCUUAUAGAAUUAUUUGUUGAUUUUAUAAUGGGAAAAUUAUAAAUGCAAAAAUUUUAGCUUUAAUCAACAUUGGAAACAUUUGAAAUGCUAUGGAAUAGUCCAAUUUGUGAAUUAACACUAGUAAUAGUUUUAUUUUUGAGAAUUAUAAUCUACUCGAAUUUGUAUAUUUUUGCAUUUAAUUUGCCAAAUUGCUCAGUACUGUUGUAUAUUUUUAAUGGAAUAGGUAGAAUUUUUUAUUUAACACUGGAUCGCGUACUGUGAUGCGUAUGAAGGAAAUGUAUUAGAGUUUUAAAACUUUUUUAUCAUAAUCGGUUGUUUUCGAGGUUGUUUCAUCCGGCGACGUCGCAUAAGUCUAUUCUGAAUGUUACUGCUUCCUCUACGUUUUGCAGUAUUAAGAUGGCUUCUCUGUAAAUAUGUUGUCCCUGACAGUGCUGUAUAUAGGCAUACGAUCACAGAAGUUUGGACUCAAUAUUAUGUAUAGGUCAUUUUUAAUGGAAUAAACGAGUUAUGACUAUUUCAAA